CUCGCUAAGCUCAGAUCUACGGCAAAAGCUUGCCACAAUCGAAUACCACUCAUCAAGUUGCUACCCGCGAAGGCCGUCGCCAUCAUCCUGCUCCUUGCGAUAGUCAAUGUCUUGGUCUGGGUCGCAUGUGGUAUAGUGCUGCACUUCCAUCCGACCCUAGUAUCUACUGCCGUGUUAGCAUGGACGCUCGGUCUGCGACAUGCACUGGAUGCGGAUCACAUUUCCGCCAUUGACCUGAUGACGAGACGACUCAUAGCUUCUGGACAGCGUCCUGUAAGUGUCGGCACAUUCUUCUCGCUCGGACACUCGACCAUCGUCAUUAUCACGUCCGUUGUUGUGGCAGCUAGCUCGGCAGCUAUAUCUAAGCGUUUCGGAUCGAUAUCUACAAUUGGAUCAAUUAUUGGCUCCUCGGUGUCGGCCGGCUUUCUUAUCCUGCUGGGUAUCAUGAACGCAUACAUUUUAUACAAGCUUGUCGAGCAGCUUCGCAAAGCGAUAAACAGCCCUCUUGGUGAGGAGUCAAACGACUUUCAGUUCGAAGGCGCAGGCUGCAUGAUUUACUUGCUGAAGAAGAUGUUCAAGCUCAUCGACAGGCCAUGGAAGAUGUAUCCUCUCGGUGUGCUCUUUGGCAUGGGCUUCGACACGUCGAGUGAGAUCGCAUUGCUAGGCAUCUCUUCCAUCGAAGCCGCGCAAGGCACCUCAAUAUGGCUUAUAUUGAUCUUGCCGAUACUUUUCACGGCAGGCAUGUGCUUGCUCGACACAUUCGACGGUGCAGCAAUGAUGAGCUUGUACACGUCUGCGCGACUGGCCCAAGAUACCAUUGCGAUUCUGUAUUACCAAUGCGUCUUGACCGCUGUGACGGUGCUGGUGGCUAUGAUCAUUGGCGUCAUUCAACUGCUUACACUAGUUCUGAACGUUGCGCCGCACCUUAGUGGACGCUUUUGGCAUGGUGUUGAAGUCGCAGGCGACAACUACGAUAUCAUAGGCGGCAGUAUUUGCGGCUCCUUCAUACUAUUUGGUAUACUCGCGGUGCUGCUGUACAAACCUUGGCGACGGUGGAUUGACCGCAAGCGU
Baudoinia panamericana UAMH 10762 is the source of this 1071-nucleotide messenger RNA. RefSeq lists its product as uncharacterized. The transcript has a single exon. Lineage: Eukaryota; Fungi; Ascomycota; Dothideomycetes; Mycosphaerellales; Teratosphaeriaceae. The annotation marks the transcript as partial. The record is from RefSeq and is a predicted model, not a curated record. Gene Ontology annotation, molecular function: nickel cation transmembrane transporter activity. Gene Ontology annotation, biological process: nickel cation transmembrane transport. Gene Ontology annotation, cellular component: plasma membrane.